AUGGUGCAACGAUCAGACAGCCUUAACGGAAGUGACCUUCUGAGCUCAUCAUCAACGUCUGCAUUUGGAUUCAAAACCCCUCGAUCGCCGUCUCGAUCAACUCGUAAUCUUGAACUUCCCAAAGUUAAUGAAGUCCAAGCAUUACCAACCACAUCUUCACCUAGAAGAGGUAGGGGAAACAAUGUUGGGAGAUCGAUAUUCAGUGAUAGAUAUAUCCCCAAUAGAACCGGAGUAGAUCUCCAAGCUGCAUUUAGCUUAAAUAAUGAAGAAAUAUUACCUGAUUUACGAAAUCGUGGGAAUUCGGAUAAUGAAAUUGAAAUUCGAAAAGAAGAAGAAGCAAAUCGAACGUUUUCAACUGUUUUGAAAGCUGAAUUAUUUGGGGAUAAUGUACCUAUGGCAACUGCAAAUUUAUCCAAAAGUUCAAUAAAUAAUACUAAUAAUCGAAAUGUGAAAUCUGUUUCCACCCCAAGGCAAAGUAAUCCUACAUCAACAGGAACCGGUGCUGGAGGUGCAACAAUCAGCCGAGAUUCAAAUAGUCUCAAUAAUUUAGGGGCUUCUCCUAGAUCAUCAGCCAAUUCAACUCCAUAUAAUAAUCAUACUUUAUCAUCUAGUGCAUUACUCAACCAUCAUUCAACUCCCAAUUUAAACGAAAGUGAAGAUACCAAUACCAAUAAUAACAAUAAUAAUAUCACAUCCACUCCCAGGCGAAAAGCCAAUCUAUUCACCUAUCAAUCUCCUCAAAAAUCACGACCUCCCAUUUCACGAGAUUUACAACAAGAAUUAUAUUCUCUUUCUCCAGUACGACAGGAAUCACAAAAACUAUUAUUAUCCCCGCAGAAGAAACCAAGAACAAUCGCAAAAGUACCAUAUCGAGUUCUCGAUGCUCCUGAAUUAUCUGACGAUUUCUAUCUUAAUCUAGUUGAUUGGGGACUGCAGGAUGUAUUGGCAGUUGGAUUGGGAGAUUCGGUAUAUUUAUGGGAUGGAGCAACACAAUCAGUUGAUCGACUUUGUAAUUUAACUAAUAAAGAUAAAGUCACAAGUUUGAAUUGGAUUGGGGCUGGGACUCAUUUAGCCAUUGGGACUUCGAAAGGGUUGGUUGAGAUUUGGGAUGCAACUAAAAUCAAAUGUGUAAGAACAAUGUCGGGACAUAGUUUACGAGUGAGUGCAUUGGCAUGGAAUGAACAUAUCUUAUCUAGUGGAUCACGAGAUCGAACGAUUUUGAAUCGUGAUGUAAGAAUUGAAGAUCAUUUUGUUAAUAAAUUUGAAACUCAUAAACAAGAAGUUUGUGGAUUGAAAUGGAAUGUUGAUGAGAAUAAAUUGGCAAGUGGUGGGAAUGAUAAUAAUUUAUUUAUAUGGGAUGGAUUAAAUACAACUCCUUUACAUCAUUUUAGUGAUCAUACAGCAGCAGUGAAAGCCAUUGCAUGGUCACCACAUCAAAGAGGGAUAUUGGCGUCAGGUGGAGGAACUGCUGAUAAGACAAUUAAGACGUGGAAUACCUUAACUGGGAAUAUGUUACAAGAUGUAAAUACUGGCUCCCAAGUUUGUAAUUUAAUUUGGUCCAGAAAUUCCAAUGAAUUAGUGUCAACUCAUGGAUAUUCAAGAAAUCAAAUAAUAGUUUGGAAAUAUCCUUCAAUGCAACAAAUUGCCCAAUUAACGGGUCAUACUUAUAGAGUGUUGUAUUUAUCACUUUCACCUGAUGGAGAGACAAUUGUUACGGGUGCUGGAGAUGAGACUUUGAGGUUUUGGAACGUGUUUGAGAAGAAUAGACAUAAUGAAACUCCGUCUUCCGUGUUGUUGGGUGCAUUUCUGCAAUUACGUUAG
Molecule: messenger RNA, 1821 nt
Organism: Hemisphaericaspora subhashii
Lineage: Eukaryota; Fungi; Ascomycota; Pichiomycetes; Serinales; Debaryomycetaceae
Gene: CDH1
Product: Cdh1p
Exons: 1
Coding region: 1-1821 (606 amino acids)
Biological process (GO): positive regulation of anaphase-promoting complex-dependent catabolic process; positive regulation of ubiquitin protein ligase activity; anaphase-promoting complex-dependent catabolic process
Cellular component (GO): anaphase-promoting complex
Molecular function (GO): protein binding; ubiquitin ligase activator activity; anaphase-promoting complex binding
Source: RefSeq, a predicted model, not a curated record